AUGGCCAAGAAAACAGAAACACUAAAAGUCGCCUCAACUGAACCUGUUGGAAUAAUCGAUGAAUCCCCUGAGGUAACUAAAGAAUCGUCUGCAAAAUCAGAAGAUGAUAAGGUUCCCGAGAUUUCCAAGGAAAACGAAGGUGUUGAUGACACCGAAGAAGUCGCUUUAAAUGAUGACAAGGAAGAAACUUCAAAGCAACCAAGUCCAUCAGCUAAGGCUGAAGAAGCUAAACAAGAAGCAACAGAAGAAGAGGAAGGGGAAGCUCCACCACAGCCACCAAGACCUGUUGAUCCAAUACAACAAAUUACUCAAGAUUUACAAGAUGCCUUUCCAAAUAUCGAAGAAAAGAUCAUUACUGCAGUAUUGAUUGCUUCUCAAGGUAAUCCUGAUCCAGCAUUCAAUGCUCUUUUAUAUAUUUCUGAUCCAUCUUUCAAGCCAGAAAUUCCUGCGCCACAAAUAUCAACCGGUAAAUCAGGCCCAACCGGCGCCGUAGCUGCGGGCAAGGGAGCCGCACCACGUCAUGAAUUAACUGAUGAUGAAUUGUUGGCUAGACAAUUACAAAAGGAAUUCGAAUUAGAAGAUGCCAGAAGAAGAAGAAGACAUCAAGAUAAGAGUAGAAGAACUGAUCCAGGUCGUAAACAACAGCGUCCAAUUAGACAUUCUCAGGAACAAGAUCAUGAUUUUGAUGAAGAAAGUCCAGAUGAAUUUGAACAAAUUAAAGAAACUUUUACUCAAGGGUUAGAAGAAGCAAGAACUACUCUUAAUGGAUGGGUAAGUGGAUUAGCUAAGAAAUUUGAUAGUGCAACUGGUAAGAAUGAAAAUCCAAAUCCUAAUGCUAAUAAAGAAAAUCCAAAAUUAUUUGGUGCAUUAGGUGGAUCUUCAUAUAAGAGACAACAAGCUGCUAGAUUUGAUGAGGAUCCCGAGAUUAUUGCCCAUGAUUUCCACGAUAGGAUUCAAUUGAGUAAUAAUGAUUUCGAUGAUGGUAGUGAAGAAAACCCAUCAUUACCUAAUAGACCAAAAGGUGAAACUGAUAAGACUAGUGGAGAAAACAAGACUGCAAGCGAUAAGAAAUGGCAGCCAUUAGAUUCUGGAGUUCCAGCUAAUUCUGAUGCGUUUUUGGUAACUGAUAGUGAAGAAGAAGAACUCACUGCUCCUGCCCCACCUCCAAAGAACUAA
Molecule: messenger RNA, 1176 nt
Organism: Hemisphaericaspora subhashii
Lineage: Eukaryota; Fungi; Ascomycota; Pichiomycetes; Serinales; Debaryomycetaceae
Gene: CUE5
Product: ubiquitin-binding protein
Exons: 1
Coding region: 1-1176 (391 amino acids)
Biological process (GO): ubiquitin-dependent protein catabolic process
Cellular component (GO): cytoplasm
Molecular function (GO): ubiquitin conjugating enzyme binding; ubiquitin binding
Source: RefSeq, a predicted model, not a curated record